Messenger RNA from Trichoderma harzianum CBS 226.95, 1749 nucleotides. RefSeq lists its product as hypothetical. The transcript is spliced from 3 exons. Gene Ontology annotation, cellular component: mitochondrion; acetolactate synthase complex. The coding region runs from base 1 to 1749 and encodes 582 amino acids. Gene Ontology annotation, molecular function: magnesium ion binding; thiamine pyrophosphate binding; flavin adenine dinucleotide binding. The record is from RefSeq and is a predicted model, not a curated record. Gene Ontology annotation, biological process: L-valine biosynthetic process. Lineage: Eukaryota; Fungi; Ascomycota; Sordariomycetes; Hypocreales; Hypocreaceae.
AUGUAUUCGACGUCUUUUGCUUUCUUUGAGGCGAUAUGGGAUGCAGGGGUCACCCAUUGUUUUGUCAAUCUGGGAUCAGAUCAUCCAGGUAUGAUUGAGGCCAUGGUCCAGGGCCAGCGAGAAGCCAAGGGAAAAUUUCCGCGUAUCAUUACCUGCCCUAGUGAGAUGGUGGCGAUGUCCAUGGCAGAUGGCUAUGCUCGUUUAACUGGCAAGCCACAGUGUGUUAUUGUUCACGUCGACGUCGGCACGCAAGCUCUUGGUGUUGCCGUUCACAACGCCUCAAGUGGCCAUGCCCCCGUCCUCAUCUUUGCCGGCAUGUCCCCUUUCACUCAGGAGGGUGAGAUGCGCGGCUCGCGUACUGAGUUCAUUCACUGGUUGCAAGAUGUACCAGAUCAGAAGGCUAUCCUUGGGCAAUAUUGCCGAUAUACGGCUGAGAUUAAAACCGGUGUCAACAUCAAGCAGAUGGUUAAUCGAGCCUUGCAAUUUUCCAGAACCGCUCCACAGGGCCCAGUAUAUCUCUGUGCUGCGAGAGAAGUCAUGGAAGCAGAGAUCAAGCCAUAUUCCAUCAACCAGAAACACUGGGAUCCGGUUGAGCUAGGCGGGCUUUCCUCAAGGGCGGCGAGUAACAUUGCCGAAUCAUUGGCCAGUGCUAGGAAGCCAUUGAUAGUGACCGGCUACUCUGGUCGCAAUCACAGCAUCCCCGACUCAUUAGUCGAGUUAGCUGAUACUGUCAAGGCGUUGCGUGUGCUUGACACAGCGGGUAGUGACAUGUGCUUCCCUGGUAACCAUCCGGCCUGGCUUGGAGUCAGACAAGGCGCCGAUGAAUCCAUUCCGGAAGCCGACGUUAUCCUAGUUUUGGACUGCGAUGUUCCGUGGAUCCAAACACGCUGCAAACCCAACCCAAACGCCAGGAUUUUUCACAUAGAUGCCGACCCCCUGAAGCAGCGGAUGCCUCUAUUCUAUAUUGAAUCUGAAGCUCGAUAUUUAGCAGAUAGUCUAACAUCUGUUGGGCAAAUCCUUGAUAACCUUAAGAUAGGCGAAUCAGCCAAGAUACUGGCAGCGAAGGACCGAGCCUUGGCGGAAGAGAUCCGUCAUCAGUCUUACUCUUCCAAGAUUCAACGUAUUGAUGACGCGGCCCAGCCGUUUGCUAAUGGCAGCUUUGGCACAGCCUAUCUGAGUAAAGUGCUGCGUACCGUCUGUCCAGAGGAUACUAUAUGGGCUGUCGAGGCAGUGACAAAUACAGGCUUUAUUCAUGAUAAUGUCAGACCAACGCGACCAGGCUCCUGGAUCAAUUGUGGUGGAGGUGGUCUUGGUUGGUCUGGCGGUGGCGCUCUGGGUAUCAAGCUGGCUACUGAUGCCGAAGGAAAGGGCCAAUUCGUUUGCCAAGUUGUGGGUGAUGGAACCUAUCUCUUUUCCAUACCUGGAAGCGUCUAUUGGAUCUCUAAACGUUACAACAUCCCCAUCUUGACAAUAGUCUUAAACAAUAAUGGAUGGAACGCGCCGAGAAAAUCCUACAUGUUGAUUCAUCCUGACGGUGUGGCUGCUCAGGCAACCAACGAGGAAAUGAACAUCUCAUUCAGCCCAUCGCCGGAUUAUGCUGGCAUAGCAGCGGCAGCUGGAGCAGGUGAUAUUCAUGCGCUAAAGGUGACAAAGGCUGGUGAACUCGAAGGCAUUCUUAGAGAUGCAGUAGCCAAAGUCAAGGCUGGAAAGACGGCUGUUGUAGAUUGCAAAGUAGUACCCGACUGUUAA